This is a messenger RNA of Salarias fasciatus (jewelled blenny), 2166 nucleotides long. Its product is annotated as proline-rich protein 5-like. Gene Ontology annotation, biological process: TORC2 signaling. NCBI's taxonomy places the organism in Eukaryota, Metazoa, Chordata, Actinopteri, Blenniiformes, Blenniidae. The transcript is spliced from 10 exons. Gene Ontology annotation, cellular component: TORC2 complex. Bases 380 to 1810 code for a protein of 476 amino acids. The record is from RefSeq and is a predicted model, not a curated record.
UGACAGGCUGCGUCUCCAACCACCAGCGGACCUUUUUACGCACAGCGCGGUCCGUGUGCGCGCAGCUCUCUCUCUCUCUCUCUCUCUCUCUCUCUCUCUCUCUCACUUCCUCUCUGGAGGCUGAAGCCGCACUGACAGCUCCUCGCGCGCCUCGGCUCUCUCUCUCUCUCUGGACAGCACGCGCCACCAUGACGCGCUGAAGAUCUGGACUGUUUUCCUCAUCACGCAGACUCCGGAGUUAUUUCUGGCUUUAACACCGCGCUGUGUUUUGACUUGAAGAGCACUUUGGGUGAAACUUAACGAGGAAGACGUCUGAUGAAAAAUGCUGAUUUGUCGGGCGCCGUAGCAGCCUGGUCGCAGGCCGCCUGCAGGGGCGGACAUGGAGCGAGAGGGCUCGUUCAGGAGGCUUUCAAGGAGUCUCCACAGCAAGCUGAGGCUGGGCACCGGCUCGUCCUCCAGCCUGACCGACCUCUCGCAGGCUAAACAGGCGGCCGGCGGUGGCGAGAAGGGGGCGGCGGGGGCCGCCGGGCUGGUGGACGAGUGCAGCCGGGACAAGGGGACCCAGCAGAGGAGGGCGGGGGCCAACGCCACCUGGAACAGCAUCCACAACGCAGUGAUCUCCGUUUUCCAGAAGAAGGAUCUGGGAGAAAAUGAACUCUACACUCUGAACGAAGGUGUCAGGCAGCUGCUGAAGACGGAGCUGGGCUCGUUUUUCACGGAGUACCUUCAGAACCAGCUGCUGACUAAAGGCAUGGUCAUUCUCCGGGACAAGAUUCGCUACUAUGAAGGUCAGAAGCUGCUGGACUCUCUGGCAGACACCUGGGACUUCUUCUUCUGUGACGUCCUGUCGAUGCUGCAGGCCAUCUUCUACCCAGUGCAGGGGAAGGAGCCGUCUGUCCGUCAGCUGGCUCUCCUCCACUUCAGGAACAUCAUCACCCUCAACCUGAAGCUGGACGAGGCCCUGUCUCGCCCUCGAGCCAGAGUUCCUCCCUCCAUCAUCCAGAUGCUGCUCAUCCUACAGGGGGUCCACGAAUCCAAAGGUGUAACCGAUGAUUACCUCCGCCUGGAGUCCCUCAUCCAGAAGGUGGUCUCGCCCUACCUCGGGACUCACGGUUUAUACUCCAGAGACGGAUCCUCCAGUCUGCACUGUUCCUCCUGUCUGUUAGAGAAGCGUCUGCAGCACUCCUGGCCCUCCAAAUCCGGAAACUCUCCCGCCGCAAAGAAUCCGGUGGUCCGCUCGAAAAGCUACAACGUUCCCAUGCUGACCCCGGUGGUGGAGUACGACCAGGACUCCUCCACGGGAAGCAGCAUGAGCAUCCGGCGCCACUCCGUCUCGGAGAUCACGUCCUGCCUGGAGGAGAACGGCUCCGUGGCCAAGUCUGCCGUCGGCGGCGCCGGCGACUCCGGUCGCACCAGCUCGGCCAGCCUCGGCAGCCACUCCCAGAGCUCCGCCGCCUCGGCCGCACGCUCAGACAUGGCGUCCUCCGGCCUGAGCGCCCGUCCCCGGGCUGCGGACAGCCCCGCGGCCCCUCAGCAUCCCUCCCCCUGCCUCCUCCCCGAGCCGUCCCCGGGCGACGACACGCACUGCAGCGGCUCGCUGGUGUCCGACUCCCCCUCGUCCUCCAAAGCGCUGGCACAGGACACGAGCUCGGGCCCCAGCCCGGCCUCCAGCCCGGAGGUCAUGGCCGACCACGGCGCGGGCUCGCUGGACUCGGAGCUGGAGCACGACGGCAUCUUCCUGGACUUCUCCCGCCGCUGCUCCGGGGGGUCGACGCACAGCAGGGACAGCAGCAGGCAGAGCGUGGCCUGACGCAUUCCUCCUGCUGCUUUCCAACACUCUCAGUCAUCAGGGAAUCCUUCAAACUCAACUAUUUUUAUAUACAAUGUUGCUCUUUAACACAUAAAAAUGGCAUUUUUAUGUAAAUCUGCCACUUUUGCCGUUGUGGGCAUCACAGUCCUGUGGUGCGGAUCAGUCCAUUCCAAUAAAUUCACAUUAAUCACUAAUUUUAUUAGUGGAAAGUCUAUAAAAAUGCUUAUGCUGUUGCCUUUUCUUUCUCAAAGGCGAAGGCUUCAAGUAAUUUUAUAUGUACAAUAAAGUAUACAGUUUUAACUUAAUAUGUUCUUGAAAUCCAUUUAAAUUUUGAAAUUAAAGUAAAGUUGAAAUGU